Messenger RNA from Prunus mume (Japanese apricot), 907 nucleotides. RefSeq lists its product as uncharacterized. Lineage: Eukaryota; Viridiplantae; Streptophyta; Magnoliopsida; Rosales; Rosaceae. The record is from RefSeq and is a predicted model, not a curated record. Gene Ontology annotation, biological process: regulation of asymmetric cell division.
AUGGACAAUGAAUUGCCAGAGCUGGUUGCUUUCCUUCAAGAGAGCAGUAAUUACCAGUGUUUUAAGGACAUUUGCAUUGACAAGGAAGUGCCAUCUCAGGAAAAAUAUUUGGUAGAAAACUGUGAGCUGGACCACAGUCGUAUCGCUUGCAUACUUGACUCUGAUCUGGACAGCAGCAGUGAAUCAAUUGGAGAAACUCUGGACUCGGAGUCUUCCGCUUCAACUGAGCAUGACUGUGACAAGGAUGUAAGCGAGCAGUGUGGUUCCAAGAACUUGAAGACUGAAGAUGACAAAUAUUUUGGAGAAAGUGAUGAUCAUUCAACCAAGAAGACCGUAUCUGAAACACUGCUUAUAGUUAGACAGGGUCCAAAUAACGCAGUGCUGGCAAACUCAAUGGUAUUAUCCAAAAGUCAGGCAAUUGAUGACAACAGCCUCACAAGCAAGGCCUCUGUACGAAGUGACCUGGACGAUGCAAGCAGUCUUGGCAAACUCAAUGGUAUAAUCACCAUAGAUGAAGGGAGAGAGGAAGUUACACAAAGGGCAGAGUGCCAUCCUCCCGACAUGGGAAACAUGUUCAGGCCUGAUUCGUCCGAAGAUGGGAUGUCAGCAUCUGAACCUUGUUCAGGCCUUUUAGCACUCUCAGGAGGAAUACCAAGUUACGGUAGCAUAUCUUUUCGGUCAAAUAGCAGCACAACUAGCUCCCAGUCUUUUGCUUUUCCCAUAUUAUCCUCGGAAUGGAAUGGCAGCCCGGCAAGAAUGGGGAAAGCUGACCCGAGACAAUUACAGAGACACCGCCGCCAUUGGGUGAUGCGUUUUCUCUGCUGUAAAUUCUGAAUGCCAUAUAUCUACUUCAAUCUUUUUGGCUUGUAAAUUAGUUAAGCUUUAUGCCAUGCCUUACAGAUUAUAC